UUGCUAACGCGCUCUAUGUUCCCAUCACUGCCAAGCAAGCGAAUUUUGGCGCGUACGAACUAUCACGGCGUAAGGUACGUGCGUCAGUUUGAAGAAUGUCAAUUUGUUGACUGAAAAGUUGGUCGUGCUUUUAACACAACUGCAUAAUAUCGACAACAAUUUUAUAUGGAUGCAAUUUGCGGUAACGAUUAUGGCGUCAAUGUUGCUCGUCAAACGUCGCUUAGCCACCUUGAUAAAAAGAUUCAAGUUCGAGGAGCUGGAGAGCGCUGUGAUGCCCAUCUUUCCUGAAAUUUCCUGGACCCGUGUGAGAUCCAAAUUGGUUAAGAAUCACAAGAAUUUCACAGUGGUUAAUGCAUUGCGCGUUAUCGAGGAUGUUCUUGAGCAUGUAGAUUUGAGAGAAAAAGACCUGUGGGAUAGACUGGCAAUGCUAGAGGUGAUAGAUAUAAGCAGGCAUAACAAAAGAAAAAUAUGGUAUGGGUACGAAUUAACAGGUUCAAACGAAACAGCAAGACUUGAAAAACGAGAUGUACAGGAGAGCAUCAAAGAGGAAUUUUAUUCAAACGGCUUGAAUAUGGCUGUGAAAGCUACAAUGUACGACAAUAUCACGUUUAUAUAUGUCAAAGAGGAGAAGAAGAGAAGACAAUCCAGCGUUCCAACUUUUUUCGCCUUGUUCCUGGGACACAAAUAUUUUUUUUGCUCAAGAAAAAUUGUACCACUUGACUAUAUAAAGGUGAUAGCUAUCAGCCUAGGUUAUGAGAAUAGCAAAAGAAUCAAGCUAAUGGGCAAAGACCUCAAGUCUUUAAUAAAACUACUAUGGUUUAAGCAACAAGGAACUUUACAUGCCGAUUAUGUUAGUCAACCUCCAGUUUUUCAACCAUCUGACCCUGUCAUUAGUAAUAAUGGUGUAGAUUAUACGCAAAGCAAUCAACGGAAAAAAUACGCGGAACGAUGUUUCGGCAAAGAUCCUCCGACUCUAGAAGUACUUGUUAUAAAAGGGCCAAAGGAAUCAAUACAACAUGAUAGUGUAGCUUCAAAAUUACCUUCGGAAAAUAGUAUACUUAUGAACUGGGAAUUCCGUAGUCGUAACAUAGCUAGAUUCUUGACUGCCUUAAUUGAAAAAGGUGCAUUUAAGCCACAAUUACCUGAUUAUAUAUCUGAUCUUAUGAUAUUAGGAAAAAACGAAUUAAGACUUCAAACUGACUGACAGACACAGUAAAUAUGAACUUGUGUCAACAAAAUUAAAUAUUUUACGUAUGCGGUGCCUGCAUAUUGUUUAUCUGAUAAGUUGUAAAAAACCAUGUUUUUUCUUAACUAGUAUUCAAGUCCAGUAUUCAACAAAAUUUUUAAUUGAUGUAUCUUUGCUUGAAGUUAAUGUAAUUCAAAGAUUUUUUAUUUUAAAAAUCCAAAUCUGAGGGAUAAGAUUUAUUUAACUUAAAAUUAUAUAAGAUUAUAGAAAAUAUUUCUUACAACGCUUCUCGAAGAUUUGGCAUUGAAAAAAAUCGAUAUCUACUGGUGAAUACUUAUUAUGAUUUAUUUGAUAAAUAACGAUAUGCAAAUUGCAAUUAAAUUAUAAUCAAUAACUGUGUACAGAGAAGAUUUGAUUAGAAUUGUAUAUACAUAAAUUAUAUUGUGAUAAAACAGAAGGGUAAAACACAAAAUGCAUAAUAUAGUAUAAGCAUAGUAUAAAACCGCUGAGACUAAUGAAAAUUAUAUAGUAAUUUUAUGCUGAAUGUUAAUUAAUCUACAAUUCUAAAUUAUGCUAAUGCUAAACUACGCAUUUUGUGUUCGUACCCUAACUAUUUAAAUUCGUGUAAAGUAUUGUUGUAAUAAGCAGUAAGAAAAGCUAAUGAUUAAAAUAGGCCCUUCGAGUUUAAACUAACAAAAAUAAAAGUACAGACCGCUAUAUUAAAUUUAUUAUAUAAUUUUAUUAGUACAUGUAUAGAAAUGCCAUUAAAAGCCUCUGUUACAUUAAUAAAGUAUAUUUAUUAAAAGUU
Messenger RNA from Monomorium pharaonis (pharaoh ant), 1994 nucleotides. RefSeq lists its product as uncharacterized. The transcript is spliced from 6 exons. Bases 170 to 1204 code for a protein of 344 amino acids. NCBI's taxonomy places the organism in Eukaryota, Metazoa, Arthropoda, Insecta, Hymenoptera, Formicidae. The record is from RefSeq and is a predicted model, not a curated record.